Messenger RNA from Fusarium redolens, 807 nucleotides. RefSeq names its product heterokaryon incompatibility protein-domain-containing protein. The record is from RefSeq and is a predicted model, not a curated record. The annotation marks the transcript as partial. Lineage: Eukaryota; Fungi; Ascomycota; Sordariomycetes; Hypocreales; Nectriaceae. The transcript is spliced from 3 exons.
ACCAAGGGCGAGAUCGGGCGCUAUGUGGCCCUUAGCCACUGCUGGGGUCGCAACCCCGUGGUCCGCACGCUCCGGGCCAACAUCCGCGACCACAAGGAGAACAUCCCCUGGCCGUCCCUGUCCAAGACAUUCCAGGAUGCCAUUAUAUUUACCUGGAGGCUGGGCUUCCACUACCUCUGGAUCGACAGCUUGUGCAUUAUCCAGGACGACCCGGACGACUGGGCCGAGCAGGCAUCACGUAUGGCGCAGGUCUUCUCUAACGCGCAGCUUACCAUCGCCGCGUCGCGGGCCGCCGACGGCGCCGGUGGCUGCUUCACACGGUAUGCAUCAGAGCCAUUCACCUUGAUCAAGCAUGGCCUGACCCGCGCACCGCUGCUGCAGCGGGCAUGGGUGCUGCAGGAGCAGGUACUGAGCCCGCGGCUGCUGCACUUUGCCUGUGGCGAGCUGUAUUGGGAGUGUGUAUCGCACGUCGCCUGCGAAUGCCGCGGGUGGGAGCAGCGCGCCGAGUCACUGCAGUCCGAGACGCGGCUGCGCAAGGCCCACGGACGCCUGGACUUCGAAGCCUACCGCACCCUCGUCGAGCAAUAUAUGGACCUGGACAUCACAAACGAUGCCGACCGCCUACCGGCACUGUCGGGAAUCACGUUUGGGCGGCCACACGACGAGUACCUUGCCGGGAUGUGGCGGAGCAUGCUUAUAGAGUCGCUGCACUGGUCGCCUUCUCGCCGAGGCGCGGAACGGAGGGCGUAUCGGCCAGCUAUAUACCGGGCGCCGUCGUGGUCGUGGGCGUCGAUUGAGGGCCAUAUC